Messenger RNA from Necator americanus (New World hookworm), 1269 nucleotides. RefSeq lists its product as uncharacterized. Gene Ontology annotation, cellular component: cytoplasm; nucleus. Gene Ontology annotation, molecular function: pseudouridine synthase activity; RNA binding. Gene Ontology annotation, biological process: mRNA pseudouridine synthesis; tRNA pseudouridine synthesis. The record is from RefSeq and is a predicted model, not a curated record. NCBI's taxonomy places the organism in Eukaryota, Metazoa, Nematoda, Chromadorea, Rhabditida, Ancylostomatidae. Bases 1 to 1269 code for a protein of 422 amino acids. The transcript is spliced from 13 exons.
AUGGUGUUUCCAGCGAAACCGGGCAGUCAGAAGAGACCUCACGAAGAGUCUGAGUUACAAAUGGGAACGUCAGUGAAUGGAAAUGAGAACAGCGGGACAGAACCUUGUCCUAAACGGAAACGACAAUUCGACUUUGAUGCUCAUCCCAAACGUAAGAUUGCUCUACAGUUUCUUUACGAGGGUUGGGAUUUUGAAGGCUUGGUUCAACAGACAACCACAGAGAAUACGGUAGAGAGACACCUGAUGGAUGCUCUUCUAAAGACAAAGCUGAUUUCUAAUGAAAAAGACUGCGAUUUCUCACGAUGUGGACGAACAGACAGAGGAGUGUCUGCUUUUAAACAAGUAGCUGCACUUUUGGUGAGAUCAGCCGAUAAAUCAGGGAAAUUUGUAUUUUGGCCAGAAUCAACUGAUCAGUCUGUGAUCGAUAACUAUCCCAAAAAGGAGGAGUUAUCUUAUCUAAAGAUGUUGAAUGGAGUGUUACCGAAAAAUAUUAGCGUUAUUGCUUGGGCACCAGUACCUCAGGAAUUCUCCGCUAGGCAUGCUUGUAAUAUGCGAAUAUAUAAGUACAGUAUGCCGAGAGCAAAUCUGGAUUUGGAGCGUAUGCGUCGUGCUUGUGCCUUGUUCGUGGGAGUGCAUGAUUUUCGAAACUUUUGUCAGGUUGAUAUGAAUGAGAAACGUGUUAAUACGUCUUUUGUACGCGAAAUUUUCGAUGUAUCUUUGGAGGUUCUGCCCACGAGAUCACCAACUAACCUUCCAUCACGCAACGAUCUGAUAGAAUUGACUAUUAAAGGAAGCGGGUUUCUUUGGCAUAUGAUUCGUUACAUUGUUACCGUACUACAUGAAAUUGGUCAAAAAAAUGAAGAGCCGGAAUUAGUCUCCGAUCUCCUGAAUAUAGAGAAAACACCGUGUCGUCCACAAUACACAUUAGCUACUGGCACUCCACUAUGUCUUUAUGAGUGCAGGUUCGACUCUUCAAAUCUCGAGUGGAUUUACGACGACUUUGCUUUGAAAAGAACAAUGGCUUCUCUACAAUCUGAUUGGGCGGAUUUACAAACGAAGGCCCGCACUAUUGAAAAUAUGCUUCAAGAUUUAGCUGACACGCCUAUUGGAUCUGGUGUUGACCUGGAUAAGGGCCUUUUAGAAUUCACUCAGGGUCGUCCUAUUUCCACACGAUACAUCAAGUUUGCUGAUAGAAAAACAUGUGAUAGUGUGGAACAAAAGCGGGCAAAACUCGAAAGAAAGAAAAUCUCAAAUAAUGGUUCUGGCUAG